Messenger RNA from Nezara viridula (southern green stink bug), 348 nucleotides. NCBI's taxonomy places the organism in Eukaryota, Metazoa, Arthropoda, Insecta, Hemiptera, Pentatomidae. The record is from the annotation of a GenBank genome assembly.
AUGCCUUUGAUAAGCUGCUUAGCAAAGUGUCCCAGAGCCCUCUUUUUUCCUCUAGGCCCAUGUUCUAGCGUAUACGGAUGUUAUGAUAAUCGAGCGGUCUCUUGGGUGAGACAUCGAGAUAUCCACUUGCUGACAGUGGGAAGGUACACGUACACUUCCGACCAAAGGUUCGAGGCCAUCCACCUCCCGCACACCGAAGAUUGGUCAUUGAGAAUACGUUAUCCUCAGAGGAAAGACUCCGGAAUCUACGAGUGUCAGAUCAGCACCACGCCUCCCAUUGGUCAUCCAGUCUAUCUCACUGUUGUCGGUGAGUGCGUUUUAUUGUAUUAUAACAUCAAUCGUAGUUGA